Messenger RNA from Caenorhabditis elegans, 371 nucleotides. RefSeq names its product Neuropeptide-Like Protein (gene nssp-47). The transcript is spliced from 3 exons. Bases 96 to 320 code for a protein of 74 amino acids. The record is from RefSeq and is marked reviewed. Lineage: Eukaryota; Metazoa; Nematoda; Chromadorea; Rhabditida; Rhabditidae.
UGACAUCAUCUUAUUUCUUCUAGUCACAAAAGCUUUAAGCUUUCUCAAGCACAAUUAAAUAUUCCAGGUAACACACGAGAUUUUCUUGUCACAGUAUGUCAUCAUUUUCAAUUAUUCUCGUUAUGCUCGUACUGCUUGUUUGCGUCUCAGCAUCCUCAUAUGAUCCAAUGGACAAACGAGCCGAUGAAGUAGUUCCAGAAUUCCAAAACAGCCUUAUCAAACUUCUCGACAGACGGCCACCAGUUGUCUACAGCCGUGCCUCACGAAUCGACUGUAUGCUAGCACUCCGAAGCUUCGAACUUUGCCGCAACUUGCUUUAAAUCGUAUUUCAUAUUGCCGCAAAAAUCGAAUAAACUAAUUUAUUUGUCAGA